Molecule: messenger RNA, 5172 nt
Organism: Sander lucioperca (pikeperch)
Lineage: Eukaryota; Metazoa; Chordata; Actinopteri; Perciformes; Percidae
Gene: amer2
Product: APC membrane recruitment protein 2
Exons: 1
Coding region: 182-2257 (691 amino acids)
Biological process (GO): regulation of canonical Wnt signaling pathway
Cellular component (GO): plasma membrane
Molecular function (GO): phosphatidylinositol-4,5-bisphosphate binding; beta-catenin binding
Source: RefSeq, a predicted model, not a curated record
AGAUAGACAAAACCAGCAGGCAGGCGUUAGAGCAAGUCAGAGUGGGAGUGAUAGAGCACCAGACAGCAGGGUGAGAGAAAGAGAGGGCGAGUGUAUGUGUGGCCAGAGAGAGAGAGAGGACAGAAAGGCAGCUAGAGAGCUUGAGGGAGACGAUAGAGUGGGAGCGAUAGAGUGCUAGAUAAUGGAGGUGCAGUCGGAGUGUGUGGAGCCUCCUGUGGCCCCUCAGUGUGACCCCCAGCCCACAGGGAAGAUCAACAAAGCUGCCUUCAAACUCUUCGGAAAGCGGCGCACCGGAUCUGGCAUGGCCAGCUUCUUCUCCUUCAGGAACAAAGGGUCUACAAACAGCGGGAACAACGGGAAUUCUGACAAUGGGAAUUCUUUAAAUGGAAACGGCUCAGUGGAGUUAGUUAGGAGCAAAACCCACGAUGGACUAAUGAGCUCUAACAGCGAUGCUGAUGGACAGAGAGGGGAAGGGCUUGCUAUCCUGGAGGCGGGGCCGGUGAGGUCCCUCAGCAAAUCGCUGAGUUUCUUUUCUCUACUUCGAAGAGGGAGUUUUAGAUCUAGUGAAAAUGGAGGGGCGGGGCUUGUCAGAAGAGGGAGGGGCCUAAAAGGCUUUUUUAGCAGCAUGCGAUGGAGACGCAAGGAAAAAACAAACGAGGGAGAGGGGGAGGAGGUGGAACGAAAGACAGAGAAGGAUGGAGAUAUUGCCGACUCUGAAAAGGUAAAGGAUAUAACUCUCACCCUUGAACCGCCUCCGCAUCAUCACCAAGUGGAUUGUGGGAAUGCAGAGGCAUCACCUAACCCUGAGACUCUCAGUACUAGUGUUACCAUGACACCCCCACAGUGUGUUGCCAUGCCAGGGCCAUCUGGUGAGCCAGACUCCCCCUUUCCUUACACACCCACUGACUCGCCACUCCGCCCUCCCAUCCAAAAAGCCAAAGCCUCAAUUUCCAGCCUCACCCCCUCUCUCGCUACACCCCCUUUGGAUCGUUGCAGCACAGGUGACCCACCCUCAGAACCUUCGGUGGAUCGCCUCUGCUCUCUCCUCUUUACUGACGUCACAUCCCUCAAGAGCUUUGAUUCACUGACAGGCUGUGGUGACAUUAUUGCUGACGCAGACGAGGAGGGGCCAGUGGGUAAUGGUGGCAGUGGCACCAGCAGUAGCAGCAGUGGGGGAGGAGGGGGGAGUGUGGGAGUAGGUGUUGGGAGAGCUGUUGGUAUCACCAGUGCCAUAUCUCGGGGCUCCCCAACCAAACCCCCUCUACCUUCGCAGCUGACUCAGCCCAUGUUUUCGGUUUCUGCAAGCUCCGUGCCUUCUUCCCUCCCAGCCCGGGCCCGGGCGCCGCCUCCACCACAGCCGCACCCACCCGGUAGUGGUGUGGUGGCCUACAUGGGUGGAGGGGAAGAAAUGGCAAGUCCAGAAGGUGUGGACGAUGCAGACAUGCAGGGGCUCUGGCACAUGCUGCCCUCCAAAGGGGACAGCUCCCCUGCUUUGCCCCGAUCACACCAACCUGCCUCAACCACCCCGACUUCAACUUAUCCCCCACGUGCCACCUCCAACCCUGCCAGCAGCCACCUGCCCUCAGCGCACAGGAGCGCAGACCGAAAGGUACCCCAGGUGAAGGCGUUGGGGCUCAGUAAGAUUCCUGUAGUUGGUGCAGCAGGAGGCCGGGCAGCUAAACCCCCCCUCCCUCACACACAUGGCCGUCAUCCCACAUCACCUGGUGAAAAAGAGCCACUUAGUGAUGAGGGUUACUGGGACACUCCCUCUGCAACGCCCACAGCAACACCUGAUGAGAGCGGGCUGCAGCGAAACCAGAAGAUGGCCCUAUCACGCGACAGUUGCUCUGGAGACCACCUGUACGACCUGUACAAUGAUCCUGAAGGAGAGGAUGAAGAGCAGGAGGGAGAUGAAGAUCUAAAAAGUACUCCCUCUCCAUCCACUGAAUACAAACUCAGCCCCAGCUCCCAAACAACUCCUCCUUCCUCCUCCUCCUCUUCCUCCUUCCAAUCAAUGAAAGGCAGCACCAGCCUUCCAAGGGAAUCCAAGAUCCCAGUAAGUAGCAGACAAACCCCACCUCCCCACUCUGUAAGCCAGUCAGCCCUCUCGUCUGUUCUAGAGGCUGAAUCCCCUCCACCAAAGAUCCAGGCUCAGCCUCCCCCAGCUCGCACCAGAAUCCCUGUAUCCAAGGUGCCAGUCCGUCGUUCUGGAAACAAACCUGGCAGCACAACCAGAGGAACUGCCCACAAGAAGUAGCUCCUGUCAAACGGGUGAUUCCCGCCUACUAACUUAUGGACUUGAGUGUGCAUCACUUUAGUGCUGUUUAUGCAGAGCCAAAAGUUUUCCCAGACCAAGAAAAAUGUUGAGCUGUAGAGUUAACAGCCUAUAAAUUCCUCUCGAAUCUUAAAAGCUCUCAUUCCUUAAGUGUUUUGGCUUACGACAGGCUAGAAUAGAAUAAGUGGUUUUGUUCACUUGGGAAAGUCACGAGGAGACUCCAAAAAGCUGGGUUAACACUUCACAGCUCUCACUGGAACUUUGGAGGUUGACUUUUGACAAUCCAUGGACACGCAAUAGACACAUUUGCCUUGUAACUUCCUGGAAAAGCUCCUGACCUGCUGAAAGUUCAACAGCUCAUGACUGCACACUGCAAAAACAGAAAAAAGCAGAGCACCUUUUAUCUUUUACAUUUUUCUUAUGGAACGCCACAUGGCAUAACAUAAUUUGCUCCCACGGACCUAAUCUAAUCAAAGUUUGUCAUCUUGUCUAAUCUGUAACAAAUUACCUCCUAAUCCUUUAAUGUUAGAGCCAAAGUUUUUAAAAAAAGCAACAAUGGAAUCUUCAUUUCAAACUCUCUGAUGAACAUACUCUACAAUAGCCACAGCCUGGAAUAACCCACCUUUUUUGUUUGUUGUUGUAUGUGUUUUUUUUGCUUUUUGAAGAUGGUCUUCUUCUGACCGCACACUGAUUAUUAAACUAUGUGCAAAAAUAUGACUGAACACUGAGAUCUGGUUUUAUUACUUACUUACUUUGCAGCUAUGUGGCAAAGCUACCCUGCAGAUGGCCGCACAAUAUCUUGUGGGUUUUUAGCUUCAGCCUGUUGCAUCUGGAUCUCACGUAUACACCACUGCAUCACCCGAAGUACAUCCAUAGAAUCUAUUCUGUCUAUCUCUGGGAUUUACAACUGUUGAAUUACCAAGGAAACCUGCAAAAUUAUCGCAAUACUCGACCUGGAGGGAUCCCUUGCACUGAUGCUUCAAUACACACACACACACACACACACACACACACACAAAAUCAGACAUUCACACAAACAUUUCCUCUCCCUCUCCGCAUGCAGUGCCACACAUACAGUUCAAGGCACAAAGGUCAGGGAACAUCAUCUAAUACUGAACAACACCGUUCAACAUUUGGCACGGUCUUCUUAGCUACACUGGAUGACUUUUUUCUCUAAGGACACACUAUUUUUUCUAGUUAGUACUUUCUUCUUCACUGGAUUUCAUACUGUUUUUUAUAGUAUCCUCCUUUCGUCCUACGUCAUACUGUUUGGAUCUUAAACUGUGAUUGCACCAGCUUCCCAAUGCUCUACUUUCUGGUCUUUCUGUUGUGUUUCUGUUCAUAUUAUACAGGCUGAUGUGAGUGGAUGACAAACCAGUUUUAGACAGGCAGAAUAUGCCUGUAAGUGUUUUUUAAAUAGACUGUGACCCAAACAAUUCUAUCAGGGUUUAAGAUAAAGAAACGUAAUUACCUUGAUUACAUCUUAAAAUACAAAGCCAAACUUGGGGUCUAAAUCAGCUCCUUUACCCUUCCUCUCCUAGCUGUUGUACUAACAGUGUGCAACUUCAGUCUAGUAACCAUUGCAGCUGUGUGCAAAUCUGAAUGUAGCUUGACAUCAUAGUAGAUCAUUGGUCAGCUGUGUUGGUCUGUUUUCCUCUUUCUCCCUCUUGUGUGGGGGCAAGACAAAUGGUGGAGUUUACUGUUUUCUAAGUCCCCCGUGCUCUGAAAAAUGAAGACAAACUACUGCACAGUGUGUCGAGCCUCGCAAAGCACCACUUGUUUUAAGAAUGAGGGGGUGUAUUGCAGUCCUAAAAGGCCUUUGUAUGUAAUUCAAUGAGACAAGUUACAGGGAGCAGAGUGUCCCUACCCUUCAGUUACAGUAAAGAAAGGGGUUUUCGUAGGAAAGACAUUUGAGAGAUCCCAGAUUUCUCUGAUCCUAACCACAGAGGUACCAAUGACACCAAGGGUCAUUCUAGUUCAUGAUAGCGUUCCAUCUCAUUUAGAAUGUGAGGAUUGAUCCAGAACACUGCUCCGGGUUCAGAUAUCUUUUCAGCCCCCUGACAGUGUAGUGCAGGACAGGCCAUGGGGUAACCUGAUCCCAGGUCUGCAGUAAGUGUGCUUCUCACCCGAUAAAAAGGACAGGCUAUAGGUCAUUUGGGAGGAAGAAAAAACUCACGUGACUUAUUGUUUUCUCUGCCUAGACUGUGCUCUUCCCUCUCUUGAUUUAAUAUGCAAUCACUUGUAUUUACUCUUUUUUUGCAAAAGAGUGAUUAGUUGGAAAAGGAUGGUGACUAAAGGUAACUUUUUGGUAAUUGAAAUGGGCAACAAUCUAAACCUUUAAAGCAUUUCUGGUAAAAACAAAAAGAAAAGAGUAUUUUCUUCAAACAGCAGUGGUGAUGCUUGUGGAUUGUUGACCAGUCCAAAAAUCAUAAUUUUACAUUAUGACACUGCCACCAAUCAAAUGAUACUAAUGUUAAGAUUAAGAGUGAGUGGGGAGCUAUGACCUGGGUCAUUAUGCAUCAUAUUGUAACAGGUUUUGUUGAGAUAUGGCGUCCUCCUCGGUUGAUGUCCCAUCUGUCGGAAUUUGGUGUGUAAAUAGAACUUGUUUCAAAAUGUUCCCCAAGUCUAACAGUGAAAAUUGACGUUGAACCCUUAAAGGACCUUGAUCUUGUCAGGAUUUAGAGAAAUGGCGGACCCAAAAAUGCAGACAACAGGGCAGUGUUGAGUUUGAGGAUUUAAUAAAUAAAAAGGGAUACAACAAAAAUAGUCCUGAAGUAAGCAGGCAAAAGUAGUUCCAAAAAAACAUUGAAGAAACAAAAGACCAGGCAUCAAAAUACACUGGAACACCGAGACAAAAGGGGUAGAAAUACACACAAUGGCGGGAAAACACAAGGCAG